ACACUCUUAAGUCUUAACCGCUUCCUUCCUUCUUUCCUUCAAACGCGCUCCAAAUAUUAUAAUAUUUGUUGUUAUUUAUUUUUUCACUUUCCUUCUCUCUCUGAACAAACCGUUGUAGCGAUUCCUUUCUCUGCGAAACACAAGAGGACGAAGGGAAGAUUUCUGGAAAAAAUGCGUUUCACGAAUCUCGAUGACACUCCAAUGUUCCGCCAACAGCUCCUGUGUUUGGAGGAAAAUACUGAAUCCUUGCGCGCGAGAUGCUGCAAGUUCUACAAAGGAUGUCGAAAGUAUAUGGAAGGUCUUCGAGAGUCAUAUAAUGGGGACAUUGCAUUUGCAAGUGCCAUAGAAAAUUUUGGAGGAGGGCACAAUGAUCCUCAUUUUGUUUCUUUGGGAGGACCUGUUAUGGCCAAAUUUACUAUAGCGUUGAGAGAAAUCAGUACUUACAAGGAACGGCUCCGGUUUCAAGUAGAGCACAUUUUCAAUGACCAGUUACUACCCAUUGUCGAUGUUGACAUCCAUGAAGUCAAGGAAGCUCGUAAGCGUUUUGAUAAAGCUUCCCUUGUAUAUGACCAGGCACGUGAAAAGUUUAUGUCACUGAAAAAAAGCACUAAGAUUGACAUUGCCACUGUCAUAGAAGAGGAGUUGCAGGAUGCAAGAGCAUCAUUUGAGGAAGCCCGUUUCAAUCUGGUUGGCACUCUUAAUAACAUUGAGUUCAAGAAGAGAUUUGAGGUUUUAAAGGCUGUAACUGGAAUUAUGGAUGCUCAUCUUCGAUACUUUCAACAGGGGUAUCAGCUAUUACAUCAGUUGGAACCUUUAAUUAGUGAGAUUAUGGAUUAUGUAAAACAGUCAAAAGAAAGUUACAAUCAGGAGCAGAUUUCACUUUAUGAAAGAAUGCAAGACUACAAAAAACAAGUUUAUGAAGAAAGUAGGUUGUCCUUGAAUGGUCCUUAUGGUUCUCCUAGUAGAGACUCUGCACCUCCGUUUUCUAGGAUAUCAAAUGAAGUGGCAGAUGUAGUGAUGGAAUCCGCUGCAAAUGGAAAGGUUCAAAUCAUUCGACAAGGAUAUCUUUCUAAACGAUCCUCCAAUUUGAGAGGUGACUGGAAAAGAAGGUAUUUUGUUGUUGACAGUCGAGGAAUGUUGUACUACUAUCGCAAUCCAUAUGGCAGCAAUCAACCAUCUCCAAAGAGGAAUAGUGGCACUGAAAAUGGUUCUGGGCUUCUGAGUCGAUGGCUUUCUUCUCAUUACCAUGGGGGUGUCCAUGAUGAAAGAUCUGUAGCACGUCAUACAGUAAGCCUGCUGACAUCAACAAUCAAGGUUGAUGCUGACCAGUCGGAUUUAAGAUUCUGCUUCAGGAUUAUUUCGCCAUCGAAGAACUAUACGUUGCAGGCAGAAAAUGCAGUGGAUCAGAUGGAUUGGAUGGAAAAGAUAAAUGGAGUAAUUGCCUCCUUAUUGAGUGUCCAGACACUGGGAAUGCCUCUCUCAGCUGACUCAGAAAACGGCGACUCUUACUCUGAUGACAAUAUUGAUAAGUUAGAAAGCUCUCCAGAUGAUGAUCACACUGUGACUGUGAAGUCUGCAUCCAAGAAUCCCACCCCUAAAAACCAGUUUCGUUCAUCUAGAAGUUUGCAGUUGCAUAAACACAGUAUGAGAAUUGAAAAACCAAUUGAUGUUCUUAGGAGGGUGAGUGGGAAUGACAAAUGUGCUGAUUGUGGUAAACCUGAACCAGAAUGGGCAUCCUUAAACCUUGGCAUCCUUAUAUGCAUUGAGUGUUCUGGUGUUCAUCGUAAUCUUGGUGUACAUAUAUCAAAAGUAAGAUCACUGACACUUGAUGUUAAAGUGUGGGAUCCCUCUGUUUUAAGUAUGCUUAAGUCACUGGGCAAUCUUUUUGCAAACUCAGUUUGGGAGGAGCUGCUGUAUCCACCGAGUAAUUUGCAAACUGUUGACACCCCUGCGAGUUCAUCCAAGGAAAAUGGAGAGGAGUUCUUUCAUGCAAGAAAACCAAAACAUGACGAUUCUAUUUCAUUAAAGGAAAGGUUCAUUCAUGCAAAGUAUUCUGAGAAAAUAUUUAUUCCCCGGACAAAGAAAUAUCACCCUCUCUUUUCACCCGCACAACUGGUGCUGGAAAGCAUCUAUGCCAAUGAUAAGAAAGCAGUCUACCAGCAUAUUAUCAAGUCAGAUUUUGACAUCAAUGCCAUCGGUUGGCAAGCAUCGUCUGAUGACUCUUUCAACAUGGUUUCUUCAAAUAAUUUAAACAUUGCCUCUCAAAGUGAAAUUCAGCCCAUUGAGGCCAUACAAGAUGGUUCUAGCGUGCUUCACCUUGCAUGCCUAACUAGUGACAUUGGCAUGGUGGAGCUGCUCCUACAACAUGGGGCAAAUAUAAAUGCUUGUGAUUCUAGAGGUCAGACACCACUACAUUAUUGUAUUAUUAAAGGGAAGACCGCAGCUGCAAAAGUGCUUAUCAUGAGGGGAGCCAAUACAUAUGUCGCAGAUAAAGAAGGCAAAACUCCUGUUAAGCUUGCAUCAGAAUCUGGCUGUGGUGAUGAUGAAAUUCUCGCUCUCUUGACAAGCAGAUGACAUGUUUAAAAUCUUACAAUGAGCGGUCAUUAAAUUCCUUGUUGUGACUUCUCGAGAAGAUUAAGAUUGAGGACCAACUAGCCAUGCAUACGAGCACAAAGAGGCCUGGUGGUUUAGUUUUAUUGGGCCAUGUUGUAUAGUGUAAUUAUCUUCUUAAUUGAUGGAUGUGAUGGGCUGAUUGUGGGGUUUCACGUCUAUUCGAAUGUUCAACUUUGCAGCCUCCAUUCUCAUUAAAUUUUUGGGACUCAGAUCAUUGUCAUGUAUUCCAAGGACUGUAUAUAUAAGUUACUUUAAAUGAUUAUUCAACAAGGUGUAUAAGUUCAUUCAAAAAAAGAAGAAACAGAUGAAGAAGAAAAGAGGUUUAAUGUAAGGAUCUUAAUAAAGUAUGGCCCAGUUACAGCAGAGAAAUGUGAGGGACGUUCUAUAAACGUGAAUCUUAAUUAAGUUGUUGAUUAUGACAGAA
Glycine soja is the source of this 3037-nucleotide messenger RNA. Its product is annotated as ADP-ribosylation factor GTPase-activating protein AGD3-like. The record is from RefSeq and is a predicted model, not a curated record. Gene Ontology annotation, molecular function: GTPase activator activity; protein binding. NCBI's taxonomy places the organism in Eukaryota, Viridiplantae, Streptophyta, Magnoliopsida, Fabales, Fabaceae. Gene Ontology annotation, cellular component: cytoplasm. The coding region runs from base 172 to 2574 and encodes 800 amino acids. The transcript is spliced from 20 exons.